Acytostelium subglobosum LB1 is the source of this 909-nucleotide messenger RNA. RefSeq lists its product as hypothetical. Gene Ontology annotation, molecular function: phosphate transmembrane transporter activity. The coding region runs from base 1 to 909 and encodes 302 amino acids. The record is from RefSeq and is a predicted model, not a curated record. Gene Ontology annotation, cellular component: mitochondrial inner membrane. The transcript is spliced from 3 exons. Gene Ontology annotation, biological process: mitochondrial phosphate ion transmembrane transport. NCBI's taxonomy places the organism in Eukaryota, Evosea, Eumycetozoa, Acytosteliales, Acytosteliaceae.
AUGGUUGGAGCAACAAUCAAUGAUCAAGGUCCUAUUACCUUUAACAAGUUCUUGAGAUAUGGUGCCGGUGGUGCUGCCGGUUGCUGCUUCACACAUCUGGUGGUAGUGCCAAUGGAUGUUGUCAAGACUCGUCUUCAGACUGAUCCAAUCAAGUACAACUCUGGCAUGGGUGCUGCUGCCCGAACCAUCAUCAAAGAAGAAGGUUCACUAAUGCUUCUACAAGGUAUUGGUGCAACAACAUUCGGCUAUGCUAUACAGGGAUUCUGCAAGUUUGGAUUCUACGAGGUGUUCAAGAAGAAGUUUGGUGCACUGUUCUCUGAGGAGACUCAAAGGACCUAUCGUAUUCCAAUAUGGCUGGCGGCAUCAUCUGUUGCCGAGACCAUUGGAGACAUUGCCCUGUGUCCCUUUGAAGCUGUAAGAAUUCGUCAAGUGUCCGAUCCAAAGUUUGCCUCUGCAAUGCUACCAGCAUUCAACAAGAUAUAUCAAAGCGAGGGAAUCAAAGGACUUUACAAGGGCCUGUCCCCAAUCAUUCUGAAGCAGGUACCUUAUACAUGCGCACAGUUUGUCACAUAUGAACUCGCCAAUGAGUACUUCUACAAGAACUUGAAGUUGACAAAGGGACUGACAAAGAAUGAUUUGAGUGAUGGCCAGCAGUUUGGUGUGAUUUUGGGUACUGGUGCAGUAUCUGGUAUCGUGGCAUCGAUCGCUUCACAUCCUGCCGACACAAUCCUCUCAAAGAUCAAUCAAGAAAAGACUGACGAAGGUGUUGGACGUGCCAUUGGCAACAUUGUACGACGACUUGGUGUUCGUGGACUGUUCCUCGGCUUGCAAGCAAGAUGUGUAAUGGUGACCACACUUGUUACCAUUCAAUUCUGUAUCUACGAUGGCAUCAAGCUGUUGACAAAGUAA